Messenger RNA from Carassius auratus (goldfish), 2778 nucleotides. RefSeq lists its product as uncharacterized. Gene Ontology annotation, molecular function: nucleic acid binding. The record is from RefSeq and is a predicted model, not a curated record. The transcript has 2 exons. Bases 1341 to 2327 code for a protein of 328 amino acids. Lineage: Eukaryota; Metazoa; Chordata; Actinopteri; Cypriniformes; Cyprinidae. Gene Ontology annotation, biological process: DNA integration.
CUAAAAGGUCAACCUACAACACGUCGUGGCAUAUUGUCAACGGUUGCCUCCAUAUAUGAUCCUUUGGGCUUUGUAGCUCCCUAUGUUCUCAAUGGUAAGAGGAUCCUACAAGAAAUGUGUCGCCAGGGUACAGGCUGGGAUGAUCCACUUUCCCUUGCUCUUAGCCCAUGGUGGGAGAAAUGGCAGAAUGACUUUGUCAAUCUGGAAAAGGUGGACAUAUCACGAUGCUAUGUGCCUGCUGAUUUCGGUAAAAUUGUAAAAACGGAAAUACAUCAUUUCUCUGAUGCAAGUACCUGUGGUUAUGGUCAGUGUUCUUAUCUGAGAGUAAUCAAUGAGAAGGAUGAGAUUCAUUGCACUUUCCUCAUUGGCAAAGCCCGGGUUACUCCUGUAAAGAUUACUACAAUUCCAAGGUUAGAGUUGACGGCAGCAGUGGUAUCAGUCAAAAUGAGCAAUAUGCUCAGAGAAGAGCUUGACCUCACCAAUGUCAAUGAAUUCUUUUGGACUGACUCAAAGGUGGUCUUGGGUUACAUCAAUAACGACGCCCGUCGUUUUCAUACGUUUGUAUCCAACAGAGUCCAAAAAAUACGCCAAAGCACAGCACCCAAACAAUGGCUAUACGUCCCAACAGAUAAUAACCCAGCAGACAAUGCUUCAAGAGGAAGAACAAUAAAUGAAUGGCUCUCGUCCAACUGGUUCUCAGGUCCUUCAUUCCUGUGGAAGAAAGAAAUAGAGACCUCAAAUGUUGUACCGGAGCUUCCAAUAGGAGAUCCAGAAGUUAAAAAGAUCCAGACGUUUCAAACAGAAACCACAGAAAGUAAAGAUCUUGUAGACCAUUUGUCAAAGUUCUCAUCUUGGUCUAAUGCUGUCAAAGCUAUUGCACGCCUUGUGAGACGGAUUAAGAAGGAUAAAACUAAUGCGCCAGCUUCUGUAGGUGAACAGGAACAUGCAAAAGGCUUGAUUCUAAAAGGAGUUCAAAAACAAGCAUAUCAGAAAGAAAUGGAUGUCCUGAGUCAAGGAAAACAACUUCCAGGUUAUAAUAAACUUCAUCACCUGGACGCCUUCAUAGACCUUCAUGGUAUGAUCAAGGUGGGAGGAAGACUUAUCCACUCAUCAUGCACUCACUUUUUCAAGCACCCACUGAUCCUUCCUAAAGAUCAUCAUGUAACAAAGUUGAUUAUUGCACACUAUCAUGAAAGUGUAAAGCAUCAAGGAAAGGGUUUCACAAUUAAUGCAAUCAGAUCUUCCGGCUAUUGGAUACCUGGAAUAAACAGAGCUGUCACAUCUUACAUUCGCAACUGUGUACCUUGUAGAAGGUUGAGAAAACCUGUGGAGGCCAGCGGAUGAGUGAUCUUCCCACAGAACGUGUAGAGCCUUCCCCACCGUUUGUGUAUUGUGGUAUGGAUUGCUUUGGUCCAUUCAUGACUAAAGAAGGAAGAAAACAGCACAAAAGGUAUGGUCUGCUUCUAACUUGCUUUUGUUCAAGAGCCAUUCAUAUAGAAAUGUUAGAAGAUAUGUCCACAGAUGCUUUCAUCAACAGUUUGCGAUGCUUUAUUGCAAUUCGAGGCACAGUACGGCAGAUCAGAUGUGACCAAGGUACCAAUUUCGUUGGCGCAAAAAACGAACUGAACUCAGCAUUACAGCAGCUUGACCCAGAAAGGCUCACCGCUUUCCUUGCAGAUAAACAGUGUGAUUUUGUAAUGAAUCCCCCUCAUUCCAGUCAUGCAGGUGGUGUAUGGGAGCGUCAAAUCAAAACUGUACGGAGUGUUCUUAAUGCUACAGUUUCCCUCUCAUCAGGCAGGCUUAACGAUGCUUCACUGCGCACUUUAUUUUAUGAAGCCAUGGCGAUAGUCAACAGUCGCCCCCUUACAGUGGAUAACCUGAACGACCCCAAGAGCUUAGAACCACUCACACCUAACCAUCUGAUUACCAUGAAAGCCACCACGGUCCUACCACCACCAGGAAAGUUCAUAAGAGAAGACAUCUACGGGAGAAAGAGAUGGAGACAGGUGCAGUACCUUACUGAACAGUUUUGGAGUAGAUGGAAAAAAGAGUAUCUCCACAACAUUAUGGCUAGACAAUGCUGGCAUGCUCCAAAAAGGAAUUUGCAGAUUGGUGAUGUGGUCAUGGAUACAGAUGAGAACCUUCCAAGAAAUGAGUGGAGACUAGGACGGGUCAUAGACACUGUAACUAGCCAAGAUGGACUAGUAAGGAAAGUCACAAUAGCACUCAGUGACAAAAAACUAAACAAAAAAGGAGAACGGGUAAACAAGGUCUCAGUCGUAGAGAGACCAGCUCAGAAGUUGGUCUUAUUAUUGGAAGCGGAGUGAACAAAUCAAGUUAAAAUUACUUAUGUUUGAAAAUUAUGCAUGUCAAAAUAACAUUUAUAAUUUGGUGGGAGUGUAACAGACUUUCUGUGAGUUUAAAUGGGUUUAAGAAAUGCAUUAUCUGUCUUACUAAAGAGGGACUUUUAUUUUGACGGGUGUUGUAGUCUACAGGGAAGGGAAGGGAGAGCACGCAGUUCAAGUUCAUCAGAGUUGUGUCGCAGAUAACGUUUGCAACUUUAAGCACCCCCCCGAAAAUGCAUAAGGUCUGUAUAUAUUUGAUAACUGUUUGUUGUAAUGACUGUUUUGUGUAAUUCACUGUAUGUUAAUGAUAGAGGUUUGAACUAGUCUGUAAUUCGCGCUUCUUGUACUUUGUUGGUUUAGCUCUUACGGUGAUUUUUGGAGUCUUACGGUGAUUUUUGAGUGAAAAAGGACUCAAUAAACUUCAUUAACAUCA